CCUUUGGGCCAACUCUCACUUUCAGCAGCAGCACAACGGGACUGGCGCUUGACUUUUAUUUUUUUAUUUUUUCAUCCGCUGACAGUAAUCCAGCAACAGUCAUGAUAAGAAACGAGGUUUUCUCCUGUUUUGUCUUCUACGCCGUCCUCCUGGUGAUCAAAAUGUACACUAUCGCGAUCAUAACGGGACAAGUGAGGCUACGGAAAAAGGCUUUCGCCAACCCAGAGGACGCGCUGAGACACGGAGGGCUGCAGUUUCACAGAGAGGAUCCCUACGUGGAAAGAUGCCGAAGGGCUCACCUGAACGACUUGGAGAACAUCCUCCCUUUCCUCUUCCUGGGGGCCGUCUACUCCCUCACCGGACCUUCGCUAACUGUGGCUCGCCUUCACUUCCUCGUGUUUUUUCUCGCCCGCGUGUUGCACAGCCUUGCCUACCUGUUGGCCCUGCGAGCACCCACCCGUUCUCUGGCCUACACCGCCGCACAGGUGCCCUGUGUUUCCAUGGCUGUUCAGAUCCUGAUGUCAGUGGCAUCCUUCGCCUAGUUUUCAAAGACGUUAGGAGUGAAGAGAAGUCAAAAGACCAAUCUUUGGACGCCCAUUCAUGACCUAUAUCAGAGAGGGUUAACUACGGGUUCCUAUAGAAAGACAGUGGGAGUGCAAUAUAAGCUGUUGGAUUACGCCUGAGCGUUUUUAAAAAAGUUUUAUUUUAAAGUAAGAUCCUGUCAGUAUUUUUAUUGUUAUGCUUUAAAAAAUGUGACAAUGUCUCAACAGAUUUUGAAGUACAAUGUUUGACGCCAUAGACUCUACUGAUGUAUCUAAAAUGCAAAUGAAGUUUGAUGCAGAUUUUUUUUUUUUUUGUUUUAACAGAAAUUUCUUGAAAUCUAGUGACUCAAAGCCACUUUGGGAUAUUUUUUUUCCAGCUGUACGUUGAUCCCUAACCUCUCCCGUGUUUACACUAAACACAGACCACCAUUGGUGUGGUUUUGUACACUUAUGGUGGCUUAGACUGUUUCCUGCGUAGGUGUUCUGACUGUCACGAUAAGCCUUGUUUGAAUAUUGUAUGAAACGGAACCUGACUGACGGGGUGUCGAAAUAUCAAGUCAAACCUAUUUCUCUUAAAAGGACUGAAACAUGAACGUGUCUCAACAGCCUGCAAGAACAUAGAAAAAAAAACAAAUCUGUGAAAAUAUAUCCUGAGGUUAUCCUUAAGGUUUUGUAACUAAUUUAUUACUCUUUCUUUAGCUAUGCAGGCUCAUCAGGAUAUAUAUUUUUUAGGUAAUAAAACAGUUCCUGCCCUGGGAGGGAGAACAGCCAUUGUGUUGUAAUUUCAAUGAUCAGGUUGGUUGUUGUUUUAGCCUGGCUCUGCAGAGACUGGUUUGGAACGGGAUGGGGCCCCAUUUUAUUUUUUUUUCAUGUGCGAGUGAGAUGAUCCAGAAGUCCAAGGCAAACCUCCAGCAUUCCUGCGCCUGUUACGUAAAACUCUGGACCCGGCUGAGCUCACUUUCAUUACAAGAGGGGUGUUGGGAAAGAAGUGGGGAAGCAUCACAGAUGUAUUUACGCUUAAAUGCCAAGUCAUCCAUCCUGACUUUGAAAACAUAUGGGGUGUGUGGAGUUUCAGAAGUUUUUUUUUUCUCUUUCCCCCUCUGUCGACAGACUUUGUCUCAGUGCUGUAUAACCUGAAGCCACAGUUUUCCCACUUCUGUACAUCAUAUUCCAGUAAUCCUACUUCUGGUUAUUUUACAAGUGGUUGAGAUUAUUUAAUGUUAACAUAAAGCUAAAAUCCAUUGUGGUCACUGAUUUUUUCCCCUUUACGUUUUUUGUUCUUUUUUUUUUUUUUUUACCACACAAAAGAUACGAUACAACCGACCUAGUCUGUGGGAGGACUGGAAAAUUCCUGCUCUGAAAGACAGAGCUCUCAUAAUACAUAUAAUCUGGAGGACACAUAAAGCUCACCUGCAAAGAGCAAGGGUGUGUCUUUACCUUUUCAACCUCUUCUUUUCUGUAUACGGGUAAAUUCAACUAAUGCACACAAUACAGGACAUUUAUUUA
This is a messenger RNA of Poecilia reticulata (guppy), 2048 nucleotides long. It is a transcript of the gene ptges, whose product is annotated as prostaglandin E synthase. Gene Ontology annotation, molecular function: prostaglandin-E synthase activity. The record is from RefSeq and is a predicted model, not a curated record. Gene Ontology annotation, biological process: prostaglandin biosynthetic process. NCBI's taxonomy places the organism in Eukaryota, Metazoa, Chordata, Actinopteri, Cyprinodontiformes, Poeciliidae. Gene Ontology annotation, cellular component: membrane.